GACUUUAGUGCCUGCGCGGGAGUGCGCUGGGCGGAGGGCCGCAAGCGCCGCGCCUGCGCGCGGAGGCCUCUGCGCUGCGCUCGAGCCGCAAGGUCGAAGUUUGCUCGUCGUCGCUUCCUGCCCUUACUUACUUCUACUUUACUGUUUCUUAUCGCUCUACACUCGCAUACUAUUUUUAUAUCCUGUGCACUAGUUCGAGUUCACGACAUCUACCUCGCUUUUCUAAUAGUGUGGGAUGGAAUAUUUGCCCUACAGUUUUCAAAAACCUUAACAAAGUCGAAAUUACUAAAGUCGGUACGGGCGGCUUCAUCUAGAGUCGAUACGAAGCAAGCGUGGUAGCAUUUUAUCAUCCGGCGAUUAGAUAAAGCGAAAUCGCUCAAACUCAGUGAACGGCAGUAGGCUCGCGCGCGCCCUGCUCGCAUCGCGCGCCUCGUGUGAGCAGACUGUCGCGUCGGGUGCAACAGUCACAGGUGCCGCUGAAAGAGCGGCACACCUGUCAUUAUAAUUUAUGCCUCCCAGACUAUGGGCCUACACUGUGUGAUUGAAAUGUUGGGCCGAGGUGGCAGAGCGCGCGCAGCGGAGACGACCGCGCGCCGGGCACAGGCUUCCUUGUUAUUGUUAGCGAAUGUUGACCGCGCGAGUGCCGCUGACCCGGUUUCUGCCGCACCACCAGGCGCAAACGCUAACUACACUCCCGGUCUACGUCAAAAACUGCAUAGAAAAUGCACUUACAAGUUUUUGUUACUGUAAUAGGUACCUACUUCGCAACUAGAACAGAACCUUGCAAUGGUUAAUGCGAUUAAGUACCUAAUACCUACUACAGACGAGACCAAGGAAUACAGUUAAAUAUCAAUUAUAAGGCGAGGCGGAUUGCGGCGCGGAGGGCGCGGGCGGCGGCGAGGCAGAGAGCCCGCCCCCCCUGCCGGCGUUCGGCUACGCCCACCAGGGCGGGCUGUCGCCGUCCCACUCGCGCAGCUACCAGGAGCUGCGACCGGCGGCACACGCGCGCGACAUGCAGACCUACCCGCACCUCGAGGAGACGCUGUUCAAGCCGGCGGGUACGCCGUCCUCCACCGACGGCGGCAGCGUGCUCAUCUUCCGCCGCAGCCCCGAGAUGAGCCCGUCGCCGGAGCGCCGCGACGACUACCGCUCUGUGCACCCUUAUGAGGCCUACACGCCGGGCCCGCCGCCCGCCUACGCCCACGAUCACCAUCAUCACGUCGACGGAGGCGGCGGUGGCAGCGGCGUGUACGCCCGCUGCGCGUAUCCCGGCAGCGCGCCCUACUUCGGCAACGGCGCCGACCUGUCGUCGCAGCCGCAGAUUUGGACCUCUAGUGCAGGCGGAUCGCCGUCGUACGGCGGAUCGAGUGGCAGCGCGCCGGGCGCGGUUCUGGAGGAGUACGGCGACGGCGCCGGCUCGGGCUCCGGAGGCGCUGGAGGCUCGCCCGGCAGUGGCGGCGCGUUACCCGCCUUCAACACCCGCUUCGGUGGGACGCCCUUCGCUUGUGCCACCUCGCGCCCUUCCACAGUCUACGGGACCACAGCUUUGUCUUCUAACGCCUAUGUGCCCCAGGAAGUAUGGUUAGAAGGCAGUCGCCGACAGUACUCUGCCGCCGCCAACCUGUCAGCAAUCGAAAUGGCGGAGAUUUUCACGGAGGGGCGCGAGUGCGUGAACUGCGGCGCCAUCGACACGCCGCUGUGGCGGCGCGACGGCACCGGCCACUACUUGUGCAACGCGUGCGGCCUCUACAACAAGAUGAACGGCAUGAACCGGCCGCCCAAGCAGCCCCGCCGGCUGGUACGUCAGCGGCAUGCGGCGCACGCCGUGCCCGCCCCCGCCAACGACAUGGGAACGAAGAGGCCGGGCCUAUCGUGCAGCAACUGCCACACGACCAUGACGUCCCUGUGGCGCCGCAACGCGCACGGGGAGACCGUGUGUAACGCCUGCGGCCUCUAUUACAAGCUACACAACAUCAACCGUCCUAUGGCCAUGAAGAAAGACUCCAUACAGACGAGAAAGCGAAAGCCUAAGAACAGCCUGAAAGCGGAGCGCAGCUUGAAAAAUUUAAGCCAACACUCGCAUUCCACUGCAGUCAAAAUGGAAAAUCUCUUGGACGCGGGGGCAACGGCGGCGUCGAACGUGGGCGAGAGCAGUCGGGGGCUGUCGCUGGGCUACUACGUGCAGCAGCAGCUGAAGCGAGAGGAGCCGCCUCCGGCGCACGGGGGCGCCCUAGUGCACCACGCGCACGCGCCCGCGCUCCUCCACCACGUGCACGCGCAACAACUCUACGAGGACGAGUUUCGACGCGCACCCGAGACCGCCGAUCGCCUAGAACGCCCCACCGUCGUCUCCAUCGGCAGCUGAGCUCGACCUCUGAGAAUCCUGACACCUCCGACGAGUCGCUCGAAGCGAGCCUUUCGAGGAACGCGACGACGACAACAGAUAUCUAUCAAUGGUGUUUGCGUGAUCGUUCAAAUAAAGAAUGAGUUUCGGUGACUUUGGUUAAAAAACCUACCUAGUACCUAUGUGCUAAACUCAAAUCAGGGUACAAAAGUAUAAAAUGUCAUAAAUAUUUGCUGUUGUACGUAUAAGUAGCGAUUCAUUAAUAUGUCAUCAACGUGACACUACGGCGGAACAAACUGGAGUUAGCUAGGAAAACUCACCGACUCCUUGCGUAAAAUAAUAUAUUUUAAACGUUGAGAAUAAUAAUAUAGAAUCUCACUUAGUUAAGCAAGUACUUUAUUUAGUAAAGUAGUUUAGGUUAGGAAUGUGAGCGAGUUCGACCAAAGAGUCGUAGCUAGUUGACCAAAUAUUCAAUGUGUACAGUCGGAUAUUAUUAUUUUGUAAAUAUUUACAUCUUCCAUAUUCGAGGAUAAUUUACUAGACACGUAUGUGCACAAGUCUUAAACUUACAAUAUACAUAUACCUAUAUAGUUUUAUCUAAAUGUCUAAGAUGAAAAUGAUCCGCCAGAUUGAAGGUCACAGUUUAUGUAGUCCGGUGCGAUGUAAUUAUUAUUAUUAGUUUAUAUGUAGAGUCUACAUCUACAUUGUAGAUUAUUAAGUUGAUAUAUUUGUAACUGCAAUUACAUUUAUAAAAGAUAAUUUACUGACACCUGUCAACAUAAGUGAGACGAAUUGAAGUUCAAAUACUGAGCGUCACAUUUAGUUUAAUUGUUUGUGUUUAUUUUUGUUACCAAAUAUUAAUCUCGUAAAUAAUACGAGUACCUACGACUGCCUGCCUUCCUUCCACACACGCUAGAGGACGGAGCAUCCCGCCCUAUCUGUGUGACACGCCGCUAGGAGGCUAUCGUCAUGUUUUAUAUUACCAACUUCUUGUUGUAGUAUAACUCCAAACUCCAUGACUUUGUUAAACAUUCCUUAAAUUUAUUACACUUAAGCAUUGUAGAAAUGAUAAGAUAGUCUCUAAUUCGACUGAUACUUGUAUAAAUGAAGAUGGAUCGUGUAUAAGCAACGUUUUUGAACUCGCAUCAAGUAUGGAGAUCAAUGUCGUAGACGUGAAGUCGUGAACGUACACUGUAGGUAAAUACACAUAUUGUAUGUUGAAACAUUCCUUCCCUAUAUUUUAUUGAAGUUUUAAAUACAAUAGAUACAGUGAGUGACAAUUUACAACUUUGCCCUGCAAGUAUAAAGCGGUACACGGCGGAAAGGAAGUUCAUAACACGAGGUAUAAAAUUGAAGAAAUUUGUUCUUAAAAUAGAAUUACAUAAGGUUCAAAUCUCUUAAACUUUUUCCCGCCAGUUAUCAACUUCUUCCCGCCGUGUACGGAAAGGUCGUCACUGAUCAAACAUUCAUCAAGUCAGUGAUAAUCAAACAAUUAAUUAAUAUCUGAGUACAGGGAACCGAUUUUUGAAUUUCGACCGCUCGAUAUCGUGUAUUUCGUUCAAUAAUAUCUCCAAUACUAGGCAUUUAAAUUCUACUAAUAUAAUUGAAAACGAGUAGUCAAUACCACUCGGUUCCCAUUUUCUAUCGCUCGUAUUUAAAAAAAUUGCAUUUCGCCGUUUUCGACCGAUUUUCGAGUGACGAAAUCGAGCGAUCGAAAUUCAAAAAUUGGGCCCCUGCUCGUUUUCCCCAUUGCCUAUGUAUAAUUUUUAUACGAUUUUUCAAUAGGGAUAAAUGACACAAUUGGGUAAUGGUGAACUCGAACUGUUGGACCUGGAGGAUUCCAGGGCGAAAAUGGACGGUAUAACGGUACAAUGUAGAUAAUGGAUUUCAUGCUCAGUAAUAUAGUUAUGGCCAGGCAAAUCGAAUACAUAUGUAAUGACGCACUUUAAUAGAACGUUGUCAGAAUGUGCCGUUAAGCAAAGAGUAACUUAAUGUCGAUUGGUAAUAAGGUGUUACUGCCAUAACGUAGUAGUCCAAUAGGUAGAAAUUCCUUGUAACGGACCUUAGAUUACGUCGUUAUUUAAGGUCUGUUACAAGGAAUUUCUACCCUCAUUGAUAAAUUGCACAUAUUAGGUUGUCUAGCUAAACCCGGAACGGAGUGGUCUCACCCAUAUUGACAACCGACAAUGUGAUACCUUUGGCCUGAACUGAACUUUAGGGUACAAAUAGUAGGUAACCCCUGUAAAUUUAACAUGUUAUUUACAUCAUUACAUUAUUAUAUUUGUCAGGACUUACUCACCUUCAGUGCCUUUUAGAUUGUACGCCAGAAAAUAUGUUUGUCACUGUAAAAAGGCACGAAAUGGUACAUUGACCGUAACACUGUUAACUGGCUGUUAAGGAUUUCAAUAACACACAUUCUAUUUUAUCGAAAAUAUAAGUAUGUCUUAAACAAAACAUCAUAGAUCUGAUUGUAACCUCUCUAAAGUGUCUUGACUGUGCCUCAUGAAAUAGUUCCUUAUAUUGUUGAUGUAACUCGUUUGUAUUUUAUUUGUGUAGUAAAAACUGCAUGUUAAAGAAGAAUAUUAAUAUUAUAUAUUAUGACGUUAAAUGAAAUUUAUACUGAAAUUUGAUUUAGGUAAUUUGAAUGAGUUGUAUGUUAAAGAAGUGGCUUUUGCUGGCAUUAACUUAGUAGAGCGAAAACGUAAGGAAAUAUCCUUCCGAUUGGUAUUUAUAAGUAAAUAAAAAAUAUAGGUACAUUUUAGCUGAUGCCAACAUUAGCCACCCCUUUAUGUUACAGCGUGUAAAUAUUAUGUUAGCAAUGCUUUCAAUUAAAUAACUACACUCAA
Messenger RNA from Cydia splendana, 5190 nucleotides. It is a transcript of the gene Gata-beta, whose product is annotated as transcription factor BCFI-like. The transcript has 9 exons. Gene Ontology annotation, molecular function: DNA-binding transcription factor activity, RNA polymerase II-specific; zinc ion binding; RNA polymerase II cis-regulatory region sequence-specific DNA binding. The coding region runs from base 1013 to 2365 and encodes 450 amino acids. Gene Ontology annotation, biological process: positive regulation of transcription by RNA polymerase II; cell fate commitment; negative regulation of transcription by RNA polymerase II. The record is from RefSeq and is a predicted model, not a curated record. Lineage: Eukaryota; Metazoa; Arthropoda; Insecta; Lepidoptera; Tortricidae.